Tripterygium wilfordii is the source of this 2494-nucleotide messenger RNA. Its product is annotated as PHD finger protein EHD3-like. Bases 211 to 1908 code for a protein of 565 amino acids. The record is from RefSeq and is a predicted model, not a curated record. Lineage: Eukaryota; Viridiplantae; Streptophyta; Magnoliopsida; Celastrales; Celastraceae. The transcript has 6 exons.
AUGCGAAGUUUAAAAUGAAAAGGGUAAGACCGUCUGUCUGCGGAGGCAAAUCCACUCUCUCUCUUCUCUGUCUCUCUCGACGACUGAGCGGGACUUUCUUAGGGUUCGACUUCCAGUGCUUGAAAAUCUCUACCUGAAGCAGUGUGUGCUUUGAAACUCUGAGGUGGGUGUCUAAAUGAAACCCUAGUUUGAAAACUAGGGAUUUUUUGAAUGUGUGGAGAAAUGGAUGUUGGUGGGAAUACAAGUAGGGGAGAUGGUAAGCAAUGUGUUGAUAGGGUACCAUUAAAGCAUGAAGCCACAAACAAUGGGUUUGUGAGUUUAGGUGCAACUGAUGGAUUUCGAACUUAUAAGAGACGAAGACAUGGAAAGUCAAAUUCAGGGAGCAAACUCCCAGAGGGAAGGACAGCUUUUGGUGAGGCUACGAGUCUAGUUGCUGAUCAGUCUCGGAAUCAUUGGAGGAAUGAUGUACUACAGAAGAUGUAUAUGUCAUUACGUGAUACUGGUGCUAUACAGGACUGCAUUAGAGAUGCACUUUCAUUUCACCAAGGAAUAGAUUCUGCAACCACGACUAAGGAACAUGAUACUUGUAGUAGAGAUAGGUGUAAAAUCUCUUCACAAAUGGGAUCAACUUCUAAUGGAACUCAAUAUGUGGCUAAAGAGGAACCUGGUGUUUUAUCAAAUGGACCUACAAAUGCAAUAGGUCAUCCUUCAUGCACUGAGAUGUGUGUGAAUGGUUUCUCUGAUAUCCUUGCAUCGGAAAAGUUCCAUUCACUUUGUAAACUACUGGUAGAAAAUUUUCAAGGAUUGAAUGUUGAUAGUCUUUUUAACCUAAGCCUCAUAAAUUCAAGGAUGAAGGAGGGAGCUUAUGAACAAACACCUGAGCUUUUCUCAGUUGAUGUUCAGCAGGUAUGGAGGCAGCUUGAGGUGAUUGGGACCGAAAUGAGUUCUCUUGCAAAGAGCCUUUCAAAUUUGUCAGUGGCAUACUGCAGUAAACAUAUACGCAAGUCUGGUGCCAAACUAGAGCAACCAGAAGAUAUAUACAAAGUCUGCAUUUGUAGGCUCUGUGGGACUACAGCAGACGGAAGGGGUUGUUUAGUAUGUGAUUCAUGUGAGGAAAUGUACCAUGUUUCCUGCAUUGAGCCAGCUGUCAAGGAGGUUCCUCCAAAAAGUUGGUAUUGCUCUAUCUGUACGGGAAAGGGUAUUGGGUCCACCCAUGAGAACUGUGCAGUAUGUGAGAGGCUAAGGGCUUCUUUGGUUAAUCAAGUUGCUCAUCACAUUAGUCCGAGAAGUCAGAGAUUUAAGGAAUUUGACGAGAAUUCAAAUGUUAGCUCAGAGGAUGGACAUCAACUGUUAAAAGGAAAUGAGGAGUGUAAAAUUUGUCGAAGUAAGUUAAAAAAUGGUGAUGAGUUCAGAAUAUGCCAUCAUGCCUUGUGCGACUAUAAGUAUUACCAUACCAGGUGUCUGACAAUCAAGCAGUUGAAAUCAUACUGUCCCCAUUGGUAUUGCCCUUCUUGUCUGUGUAGGAUUUGCCUCACUGAUAAGGAUGAUGAUCAGAUUGUUCUAUGUGAUGCCUGUGAUGAAGCAUACCAUACUUAUUGCAUGAGUCCUCCACGCUCAUCAAUACCAAAAGGGAAAUGGUUCUGUGUAAAAUGUCAUUCUCAAAUCCAGCAAAUACGCAGGGUAAGAAUAGCAUAUGAGAAACUUCAGAAGGACGAAGAUGGUAAAGGGGCACUCAAGAAUUCUGAGAAUGAAGUGAGUGAGAAUGGUCAAGCAGCCAAUACUGGUAAAUGUGGAGUUGGAAUGGACAUGCUUCUAAGUGCAGCCAAUACUCUGAAUUAUGAGGAAAAGGUUGCUGCUGUGAGUCACGAAAAUUCAAAUUCUAUGGUAUUGUACCAUAAUCGAUUUUGAUAAAUGUACGUUCACUUCCCAAUACCAAGAAUUUCCUUUUGUUGCAUUGAUCGGAGGUAUUGAUAUGUUGGUAGUUUGUAAACUCUCGUAGGUUUUACCGACUUUGUAUUGACUUCGAUGGAGGAGCGAAUCUGAAGGCUGUAUAUUUCCAGUGCUUGGCUACAUAAAUGAUGUGUAGUUUCGUCCUUGACAGAGGGAUUAGGAAAACUUCUCUUCGACAUGGCACAGAGCACAAUCAACCGAAAUGGCAUAUCAAACUGUAUUGGACGGGGGUUAUAUGAUGUCAUAGACCUCCUCUCCUUUGAGGAUGAGAAAAUAUUGCCGAGCUAUUUGCCACUCUUUUAUUACUCUUGACUUGUAAGCAUCAAAGCAAUUUUGUCAGAGUUAUUCCCGUGGACCAAGGAAGUGAUUUCCUUCUGUGGUGUGUAGUGAUUCUCCUUAUUUGGUUCUGGAAGCUUGAAAUCCUGGAGAUUCAGAUACAUUUUAGGUGACAUUUUUUUCCCUGAGAAAGCGGUUGACCAUAUUUGAUAUAGUAAUGUUUUGUAGCAACAUUUUAUUUGAUAUUCAAUGGUAGUAAUUACCAGAA